AUGCGCGCUCAAUGGGAGCUCGGUGUCAUCGCGGAAGCACAGCUUGAGGUGCAGACGCCCUCGCUAACUGCAUGGGCAAAGGGGAGUAUUCCAGUCCCCGUGAGCCCCGAGAUCCCGGUCGAGGUGUACGAAAUCACAAAGAAAGUAGUGGAUGCCAAGCCUGCGAACCUGACUGAGCUUAUCCUGGAUGGUGGAGCGGGCGACCCAGCUUCUCUCGCACUCGUGGACCUGCUCUUCAACUCGCGUCUGGACAACGAGAUGUGGGCUACGACAGCCGACCAGGAAAUCGAGUAUCUCUACAAUGAGGUGCCGCAGACGGAGGAUGGCGGGAUUUCGCAUCGUCACGAGCAGGCGGACUUUGUCUACACGGCGCCGCCGUUCAUUGCCUACUACGGUGCCGUUUCCGGCGUCAGCGACGCCGCCGAUUAUCUACGCAACGCGCCGCCUCAGUGUGCAGUUUACCGCGAAGUUCUCUACGACGCUGACGGCACCGGCAACGGUUGGGCUGCUCUUGGUAUGGUGCGCACUCUCACGACCAUCCAAGCCUCGGAGAACGCGGACGAGCUCAAGAGCGGGCAGCAGGAUCUCAUCGACUGGGUGGAUGAGAUCUUGAUUGGCGGCUGGGUGUGGCAAAAGGCCAACGGCACGCUCUACAGCACCAUUGGCGGCGACGACUUCGCCGACACGUCGGGCACCGCCGCAAUCGCUGCCGCGAUGUACCGCCUUGCACGCAUCACCGGCAAUCCUAUCCACAUCCCCGCCGCCGAGCGCGCGUACGAGUUGAUCGCCGCUAGCGUCAAUCAGCUGGUUGCAGGGCAUGGUCAACCCGCAGACAUCCAGUACUCAGACUGCGCCUGA
Peniophora sp. CBMAI 1063 is the source of this 858-nucleotide messenger RNA. The record is from the annotation of a GenBank genome assembly. Lineage: Eukaryota; Fungi; Basidiomycota; Agaricomycetes; Russulales; Peniophoraceae.